AAUCCCCCAAAAGGGCUGAAAAAAAUAGAAAAAUUCAGAAAAAGGGUCGCGCAGUUGCUAUCCUCUUGGUUCCCAGACUGCAGCUCUUUUUACACCGUACCUCUAUCUGUCUCCCUCUCUCUAAACACUCCAGAAAUCCUUUCAUUCUCUCUCUAAGAUUACUCAAUUCUCCAUCUUCAUCGUCCUCUCUCCACUGGAAACACGAUAUUGGAGCAAGUAUAGUUAGAGUCGGUAUGAUAUACAUACAUGUAGUGAUAUAUAUCGAUACGGAUACAUAUAGACGAGAAUACCCUUUUGAAUCCUUACAGCCCAAGCACUUGGAAACAAAUCCAUGGCGUCGUAUCAGGAAGCUUCUCACUCGGAGCCCGCAAAAAUGGAACAGAUAAUUACUGAAUUCUUCGCAAAAGGCCUUCACAUAAUUCUUGAAUCUCGGUGUCCUUAUGUUUCUUCCCGUAAUUAUAGCUGUGAACAGGUUUUAUCGUCCCCAUCCCCCUCCUCAUCCUCGUCUUCCUCCUCAAGUUUUUGGCCGAGGGAUAAGUGGUUUAAUCUAUCUCUUAGGGAUUGCCCUGCUGCGUUAGAAAACAUUGACCUGUGGCGGCAGAGUAAUUUAGAACCGAUGAUAAUUGAUGUGAUUUUGGUUCAGAGGCCAGUCAACAAUGACCAGAUAAUCUCUUCCUCAAAAAGUGGACACGCAAGGAAUUUCUCUGGGAAGGAGAGGGUCUAUUAUAGUUCUGACAAUGAGGAAUUUGGCAGUGACACAAAGAGGGAAAAGAUUAUCGAGAGGUGGGUUUUACAGUAUGAGAGUAAGAGAAGUGGUGUUUCGUCAGGGAGUAAAAGGUCAACUUGUUAUUCUCACAUAUUGUUUAACAAAUUGAUAUUGUUAAUGAGGUCCUUGUAUGCAACAGUUAGGCUUUUGCCUGCUUAUAAGUUGUUUCGUGAUCUUAAUUCAUCUGCUCAAAUUCGAAGGUAUAAUCUUGGUCACCGAGUUUCUUCCUUUGUUGAGCCAUUCACUCGUAUAGAAGAGGCAGAUAUGCAGCGGUUUGUGUUUACUCCAGUUGACACUUCUUGCGGUAGGCUUUGCCUCUCUGUCUUGUAUCAUUCAUCAGUAUUGGAUGUGAGUUCUGAGCCAUCAACCCCAAUAUCCCCACAAGUUAUACAAGAAUAUGUUGGAAGUCCAUUGGCAGAGCCACUGAGAAAGUUUUCAUCCCGUCCUAUGUCUCAAAUGUCCCCGGCUUCAGCUCCAUUUGGGAGGCGCCAUAGCUGGGGCUAUGAUUUGUAUAGAGCAUCAUCACCUUUACUAAACCCAUCACCCUCACCCACGUAUUCUGAAUCUUAUGCUUCAGUAUCAAAACAGCGUUCCCGUCUUCCUCCUGCAAGUUUACCUCGUCAAUUAUCUGAGAAUACACCUGCAAUUCAUGUGAAAAAUCCAAGUUUUGAUGAGUAUUGGCCUUCUCCUACAUUUACGCCAUCUCCGUCUGCAUCACCACCCAUCUACAUUCCUGGCAGUCACGUCUCAAAUGUUCUUUUACGGUCUGAAAGUGCCCCUGUUAGUAUACCGAUAUCUAGUCGGGCUGGUAUCUCUUCAUUACCCAACAAUCAAAUGUUGCCUCCCUCACCUCCCAUGAAAGCUACACGAUCCAGUGUUGUUAAGACAGAUGCACGUUCUGGCCUGUACAAGACCAGCUCAACAGCUGACAAGUUGCUCUCUUUCGAGAAAGAUGAGGUUGGAAGAAUGUCCAGGGUGGAAUCUUCAUCAAAUAUCUCGCCACCUAAAUCAUUCUCUAGAAGCUCCAGUAGGUUCUCUUAUCAGGAUGAUUAUGAUGAUUCUGAGUUUUCUGGACCGUUUGUUGUGGAUGAUGAUGACAUGACAGAUCUAGGUACCAGACCUGGUUCAUUUGAUCAGCCGGGGCACCCAUCCGGAUCCCGUGAGAAGGGCAGCCUUUUUCCAGUUAGAAAAUCUCAACAUGCAGCAGUUGGUACUCUAGUUCAAAUGUUGAAGAAGGCACCAUCUCUUCACCAAGACAUCUCUGUUACAUCGAAUUUGUUGCAAGGCUCCAAACAUGAGAUGCCGAAAAACAGCAAUCAGGAUCCUGAUGAAAUUUCUUCGACACCAAGGGAACAGCAGUCAACUUCUGUGAAUUUUGCUUCUUCUGGACUCGUUUCACCCAAGACUACGGCUGAUGCUCUAGAGGAACUUUGUGAAUAUAAAGAAAUGAAAAACUCGAUGCUAAAGCAAGGUAAAAGUCCUCAAGCUUAAGCAGCUUCUGCUCCUCCCUUGAAGGAUUUUCCUGCGAAGAUAAUAUAGGAUUUUGAAUUUAUCUUGCUAUAUCUUGAAAAUUUGCGAGGAAAAUUUUUCAGGGGUUGAGGUUCCAUUCCAUAUUGCUUGAGAAGCAGUUGAUGUGGACCAAUUUCUUUCUGUACAUAUUUUUGAGCCAAUGCAUUAUGAUUCUGACACGAGGCCUAUCUAGUAUGUAAAUAUAACGGUUCACGUGUCUACAAAACUGGAUAUUUAAAUCGAAUUCAUUAUGGUGUUUUAGUUGUAUAGAACUUUCAAAAAUCUAAAGUUGGUUAAUGGAUAUGUAAUGCUUGGAAUUGAUGUACAAAGUUGUAUACUUACAUAUGUAUAAAGAUUAUUGAGGCUGGAUGUGCAUUUUAUGAUA
Messenger RNA from Olea europaea var. sylvestris, 2660 nucleotides. RefSeq names its product autophagy-related protein 13b. Lineage: Eukaryota; Viridiplantae; Streptophyta; Magnoliopsida; Lamiales; Oleaceae. Gene Ontology annotation, cellular component: Atg1/ULK1 kinase complex; phagophore assembly site; cytosol. Bases 332 to 2257 code for a protein of 641 amino acids. The transcript has 4 exons. Gene Ontology annotation, biological process: mitophagy; protein localization to phagophore assembly site; autophagosome assembly. The record is from RefSeq and is a predicted model, not a curated record.